Molecule: messenger RNA, 1592 nt
Organism: Vavraia culicis subsp. floridensis
Lineage: Eukaryota; Fungi; Microsporidia; Pleistophoridae
Product: glycerol-3-phosphate dehydrogenase (NAD(+))
Exons: 1
Coding region: 57-1094 (345 amino acids)
Biological process (GO): carbohydrate metabolic process; glycerol-3-phosphate catabolic process
Cellular component (GO): cytosol; glycerol-3-phosphate dehydrogenase (FAD) complex
Molecular function (GO): glycerol-3-phosphate dehydrogenase [NAD(P)+] activity; protein homodimerization activity; NAD binding
Source: RefSeq, a predicted model, not a curated record
UUUGUGUUGUUAGUUAAUUAAUCUUGGUAUUUAAGCAAAACAAAUGACGACCCCCAAUGAAAUUGCAUCGAGUUGGUAUCGUGGGAUCGGGCAGCUUCGGCACAGCCAUUGCAAACGUUCUUGCGCGAGGCGCGCUGAAGAAGGCCGCGUUUGAUGACACGGUGAAAGUAUGGAUUUUUGACGAAAGUGUGGAUGUAGAUGGAAAUGCGGUGAUGCUCAGCGAAUACAUCAAAGAGAAAAAGGAAAAUGUAAAAUAUUUACCAAAUGUAGAAUUACCUGAAAAUCUUUUGUUCAUCAAGGAUCUGAAAAAGGUUGCGGACACAAGCGAUAUUUUGAUCUUCGUUGUUCCUCAUCAGUUCAUCGAAAGGAUUGUGCAGCAGUUAAGAAACAUGAGUCUGAAGCGAAAGAUUGCGUGUUCGUUGAUGAAGGGAACGCUCUUCUCGGAGGAAACCUCUGAACUCGUUCUCAUCUCAAAUUAUAUUGAACGAGAACUUGGUUGGUCAUGUUCAGUCGCAAUGGGUGCAAACAUCGCCACAGAAAUGCAUCGAAGCGUGUGCGAAAUGACAAUAGGGUCCAAAGAGGAUGGCGAUGUGCUGAAACGGCUCUUCGACACUCCGCAGAUAAAGACCACGGUUGUCAAGGAUAAAGCAUCGGUAGAGAUGUAUGGAGCACUGAAGAACAUUGUAGCCAUAGGCUAUGGAAUGGCAUACGGCCUUAAUCUAUCCAUUAACACGCAGGUAAGCAUAAUGAGGUGGGGAAUGCUUGAGAUGAUGCGAUUUGUGAGGAUUAUCGAUGCAAGUGCUGAUUUUGGUACAAUUUUGGAGUCGUGUGGUGUAGCGGAUCUCAUGGUUAGCUGUAUCACGGGGAGAAACGCGAAGUGUGGGGAGAGGAUGGCCAGGGAAAAUCUAACUAUAGAAGAGAUAGAGAAGGAUAUGGGUGGUCAGAAGCUGCAGGGGACAUUGUGCGUGUAUGAGGUGAUGAUGUAUCUGAGGAAGAAAAAUAUGGAGGAUGACUUUCCUGUGUUCCGUACUAUUUACAAUAUUUGCUACGGUAAAGCGAAAUGUAACGAAAUUUUGAGCGUUUUUAACGAAUAAAUGUUUGUAUGGUAUUCGUAUGAUGCGGCGUUGAGAGGCAACGAACUUUUAUAGCACGAAAAAGCGUGAAAUAGCUGUGCUGAAGGAGUAUGGCCUUAAUCUAGCGGUUUAAAACAGGCAACCUCUCUAUCUUGGAAUAGAAUACUCUCAGGUAGGAGUAUAUUACAAUUCGUGGAUAGUUUAGAUCGUGGCUGUACAUCCACUUUAUCAUUUUAUGGCCAUUGAUAAGAUAAAUCGGAUUGAAUGCUUCUUUUUGGGUUUAAACUGGGAUAAAAGUAUGUUGUGCACUGAUUACAACCAAUUCAUACCAAAUAUGAGCGCGUUGUGAUUAUUUUUUUGCCAUGAAACACACCUUUAAUACACUGUUCUGUAGCACAAAUCAUAAUUAAUACGUAAAUGAGGUACAAUUGUGGUAAAAUACCCGCUUUACAUCAACCAUAAGUAAAUCAUCUUCAAUCGAAAACAAUAUUUUGAGCAUCGGUACAAGAAGCAUUCUGU